AUAACCCAACUCGCUACUAUCCACUAUGAAAGUCUCUACUUCCAAACUCUUAGGCUUCCUAGUCUUUUUCUUUUUCUACCAAUGCCAAGCGUGUCCACAUUACAAGUUCAUCGUGAAGGAAGCUCCGUAUACGAGACUAUGCAGCACGAAGAACAUACUUACUGUAAAUGGCCAAUUUCCGGGUCCUACUUUAUAUGUUAAUAAAGGAGACACCAUCGUUGUAGAUGUUUACAACAGAGGAAACUAUAACAUCACCAUUCAUUGGCAUGGUGUGAAACAGCCAAGAAAUCCAUGGUCUGAUGGUCCAGAGUACAUCACUCAGUGUCCUAUUCAACCAGGAGCAAAAUUUAGGCAGAAGAUCAUUUUUACUACCGAAGAAGGAACUUUGUGGUGGCAUGCUCAUAGCACAUGGUUGCGAGCAACUGUCCAUGGUGCUCUGAUUAUCUAUCCCAAGAUGGGAACAAGAUAUCCUUUUCCGAAACCCGAUGUAGAAAUUCCCAUCAUAUUAGGAGAGUGGUGGCAAGAAGAUAUAAUGCAGGUAUAUCUAGAUCUUGAACGCUACGCCGGCCUAGGAGUCACUUCCGACGCCUACCUCAUCAACGGCCAGCCUGGUGAUAUUUAUCCCUGCUCUAAACCAGCUGGUGAGCAGCUGAGAUUCAUAGCCAGUGUGAACAACGUAAGCUUCCUCAAUCCCAGCAUUGAUAUAUUACAAGCUUACUAUUGCUGCAUUCAAGGGGUGUAUGGGACCAAUCUUCCUGAUUUUCCUCAAUUAUUUUUUGACUUCACUGCCGAUUAUUUACCGACGGAGUGGGAGAUUCCACAACUGGGAACGGAAGUGAGAGUACUAGAUUACAAUUCCACCGUGGAGCUUGUUUUCCAGGCGACAAACUUGAUAGGAGGUAGUGACCAUGCAAUGCAUCUUCAUGGACAUAGUUUUUAUGUUGUGGGAUUGGGUUUAGGGAAUUUCAAUAAGGACAAGGAUCCCUUAACGUACAAUCUGGUGGACCCUCCUCUUCAAAACACCAUUCAUGUUCCAAGAGAUGGAUGGAUGGCCAUAAGAUUCAGGACUAACAAUCCUGGAGUAUGGCACAUGCAUUGCCAUAUUGAUCGACACAUGGUAUGGGGCAUGGGUACGGCGUUCAUAGUUAAAGAUGGCGAAUCUCCGGAGACCAAAAUGUUACCACCACCACCUGACAUGCCUCCAUGUUAAGGCUAUCUCAAUUAUAUCCAAGGUUGCAAAGUCUACGUGUCAAGAAAGAUAUGUCCUCCCAUAAACAUAUCUGGACAAAAAGAAGCACUGUUGAGUACUUUAUUAAGAGGAACCUCUAUCCAAAUGUUGAUUUCUAUUUGGGAUUAAUCUAUCGGUAAUGAUAUCAUUAAUUUCCAAUGUUUAUUCUGUAAAGAUGGAUGAAUGCAUACGAUGUUGUUAGUUUUUCUUACAAAAUAAU
Messenger RNA from Rubroshorea leprosula, 1448 nucleotides. The record is from the annotation of a GenBank genome assembly. Lineage: Eukaryota; Viridiplantae; Streptophyta; Magnoliopsida; Malvales; Dipterocarpaceae.